Molecule: messenger RNA, 3234 nt
Organism: Adineta steineri
Lineage: Eukaryota; Metazoa; Rotifera; Eurotatoria; Adinetida; Adinetidae
Source: the annotation of a GenBank genome assembly
AUGGCAUUCAAAGGAGCAUGGCAUCGUGGUGAUGGUAGUGGUGGUGCUGGAGGUGCUUCAGGUGAUCGACGUUAUCCAUCUUCAACAGAUCCAUUUACAUCAUUUGUUUUACCACCACAAGGUGCACCUGGAAAUCAAAUGGGUUUAGCACCAAUGAAUUAUCAAACAAAUCCUAAUGCAAUGUAUUCAGUAAUGAAUACAGGACCAGCAAUGAUAGCAUCAACAAAUUAUUCAUCAGCAAGUAAAAGUCUGCCAUAUACUGGUACUGUAUCAAAUAUGUUUCGUGAUUAUGGCGUUAUUGAUAACGAAAUAUCAUUUAAAUUAAAUACGGUAUCUGGUCCGUUACCACGUGUCGGUGAUCAUGUUGUAUGUCAAAUGAAACCAGCUGAAGGUUUUGCUACUCAAACCCCGUAUAAAUAUUAUGGUUUUGAUGUUCGAGUAGUUCAAACACCUGCUGAUACAAGACGACCACAACGACCAACUGGUGGACCACAACAAAUGUCACGUAAUUCUGAUACAUUUAUAAAUCGUAAUCAAAAUCAAAAUCGAAAUCAAUCAUCAAAUAUGAAACGACCUUUACCAACAAAUAAUAAUAAUAACAAUAAUAAUAAUAAUAAUAAUAUUGAUCAUCAUCAUCAUCAAUAUACUAAUAACAAUCGUGAUCGUCAUGGUCCAAUAAAUAAUGGUUCAAAUAAUAAUAAUAAUAAUGAUCGCCAUCGUUCGGAUUCAACAAGACGUAGUCAUUCACGUACUAAUAAAAUGUUAACACCUAAACGUACUUCUCGUGCACCACCACCAAAAUAUACUUGUACAUUACCAAAAGCAUCACUAGAUUGUUCUGAAUUAAAUGUAACUCAAAUUCGUUCACGUUAUUCACGUUUACAUAUACCAUCGGAUUUCUAUCAUGCAUCAUAUACAUGGCAUCAAUCUGUACCUAUUGAACAUCCAAUGAAAUUUAUAACUCCAUGUUCAUUUCAUAUAUUUAAUAAAAAUGUUCCACGUUUAUUUACUGAUAAUGUUUCAAUUCUUGAUCCACCAGAUGCUGAUUAUACAUGGAAUGUUCGAGUUAUGUUAAUGUCAUCACCCGAUAUUCAAACAUUAAUAUCUCGAUCAUGUCUAAUUAAUCAUGAUAAAACUUCUUCAACAAUCAAUCCAGAUGAUUUAGAAUAUCCAACAAAAUUAAUCAAAUUUCUUGUUGGUGUUCGUUAUCAAAAUGAAUAUUUUCCAUUAGGUGGUUCAUGGUCGGAAUCACUUGAUGGUUCAAAUCCUGGAACUGAUCCACAAGUACUUAUUCGUACAGCUAUUCGUUGUGUUAAUGCCCAAGCUGGUAUUGAUUUAAGCAAAUGUAUUCAAUGGUGCCGUUACCUGGAGGUGCGCUAUCAUCGUCCAGAAGAAAUACACAAGGGCCGUUUGAUUGAGAGUCGUGUUGAAAAUAUCAUCGUUUUCCUGCCGGAUAUUGCUGCUGCCUGCAUGCCAUCAAGCCUCGACUGGGAAGAAACAAUAUCAAUGUACAAACAAUCAUGUGAUGAAGAAAUUGCUGAAGAACUCAAUGAAGCCAAUAUACCCGAUGAUAAUAUCGAAACACGUGGUGCAACUCAUCAUUCAACUAUUAAUAUUGAAAAUCUUCGUGUCAUUGAUCUUAAAACGGAAUUAAAAGUACGUGGACAACCAACCACUGGAAUAAAAGCUGACUUGAAAAAACGUUUAGCUAAAAUCAUUCUACAAGAAAAAAUUGAUGAAGAAAAAGUUGAAGAACCACCAACUGAUACUACUAACGUAGAACAACAAUCUUCUACAGUUCCUGCUGAAACUGUUUCAACUACAACUAAACCCGAUAUUAAAGAACAUACACAAGCUGAUAUUGAUAAAUUACGUAAAGAUAUCGAAACGAAAUAUCAACUUCCAUCACAUCGUUCAAUACUUGUUCAUCCAACAAUAGCUAAAGGCGAUAAAUUCGAUUGUCGUAUCGUCUCUCUUCAUUAUCUUCUCAACUAUGCAAAUAAAGAUACAAUCAAAGAAAAAUGUUUUGAAUUAUAUCUUUUUUCGGAAGCUUUUUAUGAAAUGCUUAUGCGCGAUUAUUCUUAUCAUAUUUAUCGAUCUUUAUACAGUUGUUUGGAAGUAACUGAUACAAGUGUUGAACCUCAAGCAACUAUUACUGAACCAAGUACUGAACAAGAAACAGCAAGUGAAAAUAAAGAAGAACAAACUGAAGCAAUGAUUACAAGUAGUAAUGAUGAUAAUCUUCCCGGUCUUGAUUUAAAUACGGAAGAAAAUGAAAAAAAACGAAAACGAACACCAAGUCAAGAUGAUUCAUCUUCACAAAAUAAAAAAUCUACACAAGAAGAAACAACUGAAAAAAGUUCAGAUGAUAAUUCAAAAACAUCAACAACAGUUGUACAAACUCGUCAACGUACAAUUCAUCCAGAAUUAUUACUUGCAUUUACAUUUUUCGAUCGAAAUCGUUGUGGUUAUCUAACUGAAAAAGAUCUAGAAGAAAUUCUUCUAUUAUCAGGUUUAUCAUUAACAAAAAAUGAAGCAAAAAUGUUAGUUAGUCGUAUAGCUCAUAAUGAAAAAGUUCAAUAUCAUAAAUUAACUGAUAAAGCUCUACCAGCUGAUGAUAAUGUUCAUACAAAUCCAAUUGAAAUAAAUGAAACUGAUAUUGACACACUUGCACCAAAAGGAAAUUUACUUCUUUUACCACACAAUAUGUCUGUAUUUGGUGUACGUUCAUCGACAACAAAUGAUGGCAAUCAAUUAGUUACUUCAGUUGAUAAUCAACGUGCAAUGAAACAAUUAGAAAUGUCGAAUAAAAUUCAAACAGGACUUGAAUUAAAAAUUGAUACAUUGAAAAAAGAAAUUAAUAAAUUAACUGAUGAAUUACAUUCAACACAGAAAAGUAAUCGUUCCUAUACUGAUCAAUUAUCUGAUACAAAGAAACGUUUACGUGAUACUCAACAUGAUCUUAAAGAACUUGAAGAUAAAUAUAAACGUUAUUCCGAUGCACUUUAUCGUGUUCGAAGUGAAACACGUACAACAUUUGAUCAUGUAACACAUAUACUUGGUAUUAAAGAAAAACAACCAUCACAAACACGUAAAUCUGAAGAUGAUCCAAAGAAAAAAACUACGAAUGAAUCAGAGAAAUCAAAACAAACAGAUAAACCGGUUGAACAAGAACAGACAGUUAAAUCCGAAGAAAAUCCUCCAUCAGAAACAAUUGAAACUGAACAACAAUAA